Molecule: messenger RNA, 1242 nt
Organism: Melopsittacus undulatus (budgerigar)
Lineage: Eukaryota; Metazoa; Chordata; Aves; Psittaciformes; Psittaculidae
Gene: SSTR4
Product: somatostatin receptor 4
Exons: 1
Coding region: 1-1242 (413 amino acids)
Biological process (GO): cellular response to glucocorticoid stimulus; neuropeptide signaling pathway
Cellular component (GO): plasma membrane; neuron projection
Molecular function (GO): neuropeptide binding; somatostatin receptor activity
Source: RefSeq, a predicted model, not a curated record
AUGAGUGCGGACACCGAGCAGCUCCUGGCAGUGUCCCAGGCAGCCAGCGUGUCCCUGUGGACCGUAUCCAGCUGGGCCUCCUCCGAGGUGCCCCCCAACACCAGCAUGGCCAUGGGGGAGGCCGGUUGGCAGCAGGGGCAGGCGGAGUGGGGCAGCAAGGCAGGCGAGAUCGUGGGCAUGGUGGUGAUCCAGUGCAUCUAUGCCCUGGUGUGCCUGCUGGGGCUGCUGGGCAACUCCCUGGUGAUCUUCGUCAUCCUGCGCUAUGCCAAGAUGAAGACGGCCACCAACAUCUACCUGCUCAACUUGGCCAUCGCCGACGAGCUCUUCAUGCUCAGCAUCCCCUUCGUGGCCACAUCGGCUGCCCUGCACCACUGGCCCUUUGGCCGAGCCCUGUGCCGCACGGUGCUGGGUGUCGAUGGGCUCAACAUGUUCACCAGCGUCUUCUGCUUGACCGUGCUCAGCCUGGACCGCUACAUCGCGGUGGUGCACCCACUGCGGGCAGCCACCUACCGCCGUCCUCGGGUGGCCAAGAUGGUCAAUGGUGGCGUGUGGCUCCUCUCCUUGCUGGUGGCUUCGCCCAUCCCCAUCUUCGCCGGCACCGCAACCACCCGCGAUGGCCAAGCCGUGGCUUGCAACCUCCUGUGGCCGAGCCCGGCUUGGUCGGCUGCCUUCGUGGUGUACACCACCCUGCUGGGGUUCCUGCUGCCGGUGCUGGCCAUGGGGCUGUGCUACCUGCUGAUCGUGGGCAAGAUGCGUGCCGUGGCACAGCGGGUGGGCUGGCAGCAGCGCCGGCGCUCCGAGGGCAAGCUGACGCGCCUGGUGCUGAUGGUGGUGGCCAUGUUCGUGGUGUGCUGGAUGCCCUUCUACGUGGUGCAGCUGGUCAACCUCCUGCUGCCCGGCCGCUUGGAUGCCACCGUCAACAACGCCUGCCUCAUCCUCAGCUACUCCAAUAGCUGUGCCAACCCCAUCCUCUAUGGCUUCCUAUCCGAGAACUUCCGGCAUUCCUUCCAUGGUGUCUUGCGGCGCUGCCUCGAUGCCAGCCUCUGCUGCUGCCAUGCUGGUGAAGGGGCAACCGAGGAGGAGGAGGAGGAGGAAGAGCCCCUCGACUACUGCGCUGUGCCCAGGGGGGAUGACAAGGGCAAGGGCUGUGGGUGCCCGGCCCUGUCCUGCCAGCAGGACCAUGGGCUCCCUGAGCCCUGCUGUAAGCCCGCGCCGCUCCUUGCCAAGACCACCACGUUCUAG